GUAUUCUGUGGUUUCAUUUGAAUUAAGCAAAAUAAACAUAGCGAAAAUAUCCAAAAUACAAAUAAAUGAUUCAUUGAUAGGGUAAUAGAGAGUGAGUCGGAAUUUUCAUUUUACGAAAAAAAAUGUUGCUAUCCAUUAACAAUUCUCUGAGAAAUCUCUCGUGGAAAUCUAGUCGUUCUCUUCAUUAUGGGUGUAAAGUAUUGGUAGUAGGUGGAGGUACCGGUGGAUGUGCAGUUGCUGCAAAACUUUCAAAAGUCCUGGGAAAAGAUGAGGUUCACAUACUUGACCCUAGUGAGAGACAUUAUUAUCAGCCACUAUUCACCUUAAUUGGAGGUGGAGUUUACUCCCUGAAGGACUCUUACAAGCUUCAAAAAGAUGUAUUACCAGAUAACGCUAAAUGGAUCAAAGAUAGGGCUGUGGAGUUCAAUCCAAAACAGAAUCAUGUCCUGACUGCUAUGGGUCAUAAAAUUGAGUAUGAUUAUAUGCUGUUAGCACUUGGACUUGAAACUAACUAUGAAAAAAUACCUGGUCUUUUAGAAGGUCUCAAAAAUUGGAAUGGAAUAUGUUCCAAUUAUUCUGAGAAGUAUGUUGAAAAAACGUUUCAAGUAUUGAAAAACUUCGAAUAUGGAAAUGCGAUUUUCACAUAUCCAAACAGUCCCGUCAAAUGUCCAGGGGCACCUCAAAAAAUCUUGUAUUUAGUUGAUGAUUAUCUACGCAAAAACGGAAUAAGGCAUAAGGCAAAACUAAUUUAUAAUACUUCUCUGCCUGUGAUAUUUGGAGUGAAAAAAUAUGCUGAUGCUUUAUGGAAAGUUGUAAAUGGUCGUGAUAUUGAGGUGAACCUCAGAACAAAUCUAGUUGAAGUAAAGCCAGAUAGAAAUGAGGCCAUUUUUGAAAAUCUGGAUAAACCAGGAGAAAUGCAAACACUUACAUAUUCAAUGCUUCAUGUAACUCCUCCAAUGAGUACACCAUCUGCUUUGAGAAACAACAAGGAAUUGAGUAAUCAAGCAGGAUUUGCAGAUGUGGAUCCUGGUACAUUGAGGCACACCACAUUCUCAAAUGUUUUUGCAAUAGGAGAUUGCAGUUCUUCCCCUAAUUCUAAAACGGCCGCAGCAGCUGCUGCUCAAAGUGCUGUAGUCUUUCAUAAUCUGAAGGCAGUAAUGGACGGUAAAGAAGUUAAAAGAAUUUAUGACGGUUAUGCAUCUUGUCCAUUGGUAACUGGGUAUAGCAAGUGUAUCUUGGCUGAAUUCAAUUAUAAUCUUGAACCUCUUGAAACCUUUCCUAUAAGUCAAGAUAGAGAAUUGACUUCCAUGUAUCUCAUGAAGAAAUACUUGAUGCCCUCUCUUUACUGGAAUUUGAUGGUCUGUGGCUACUGGAAUGGACCAGCUACAAUGAGAAAACUAUUGCAUCUGAGUAUGAAAUAGAUAUUUUCAGAUGUUUUUUCAUUUAAUAAAUUUUAUCAUUAUAUUUAUUUUAUUGUUAUCUAUAUGACAAGUUUGAAGAUCAAAUAUAUAUUUUAACACAGAAA
Coccinella septempunctata (seven-spotted ladybird) is the source of this 1525-nucleotide messenger RNA. RefSeq names its product sulfide:quinone oxidoreductase, mitochondrial (gene Sqor). The record is from RefSeq and is a predicted model, not a curated record. Lineage: Eukaryota; Metazoa; Arthropoda; Insecta; Coleoptera; Coccinellidae. The transcript has 6 exons. Bases 123 to 1421 code for a protein of 432 amino acids. Gene Ontology annotation, cellular component: mitochondrion. Gene Ontology annotation, molecular function: FAD binding; sulfide:quinone oxidoreductase activity.